CAAUCGUUUAAUAACUUUAUAUAUUGUUAUUUCGUCUAUAUAAACGGUUACUAUUGGGACAACAUUUUUGGUUAAAAAAUAAAUAUUAAAAAAUUACAGUAACAUCUUCACUGCAUACGGGAGAACAGUGUUAAGCAUAAUCAUUUACGCAAAUAAAUAAAUAAUUUACGUAUUUGACAGCGCAUAAUUUAAGAUACUUCCCUUCUUCCACGUUCCUUAGUUAUGAUUAUAAGGAUACGAUGGCUCUUACAAUGGAUCGCGACUCUAUCCUGUUUGAUGAUGACUUCAGGUAGCCCAAUAUUUUUGCAACAGCAAGGAAGAAAUUAUCGGCCAGUAAUAAAAUGGAUGCCACCUAACGACGAUUGGAAUUGGACACUGACACCGCGCAACGAGGAACCCUUCUUUCUUCCUUCUAACUAUAAUCACACAUUACCGCCAUCUGCUAAUGAGACUGAACUAUUGGCCCACAUGGCAGCGUUAAAAAGAAAUUACUCUCGUCUCCUCUGGGACAACGACAAAAGCAGUAACCUUCCUGUUUUUGUGGAAAAGGCUCUUAAACUCCUCAAUCUAAAACAAGUUUAUUACGAAGUAGAGCACUCCGUUAUGUCUAAGGUGUCAUGCACGGCGUGUAAAGCAGGCGCAGGUUUACUACAACAUUACAUAAGACUCGGUAAAAGCAAAGAUGAGAUUAACAAGAUGAUCUAUCAAUUCUGUGUUUCACUAAAGAUUCAAUCAGCUCGCGUGUGCGAAGGCAUCACGAGAUUGUUCGGGAGUGAAGUAGUGUACGUACUAAAGCGAAUUACAAUUGGACCAGAUGAGAUCUGCAGUUUCGUUAUUGGAGAUGCGUGUGGCGAUGUUUACAAUCCGUACCACGAGUGGGAAGUAGCGUUCCCGCCUGUGCCAAAACCUGCGAUACGAUCACUUGAAGCUCCGGUCGACAAAGCUCCAACAUUUAAAGUUCUUCAGAUUUCUGACACUCACUUUGAUCCAUAUUAUGCUGAAGGUGCUAACGCUGAGUGCAAUGAGCCCUUAUGCUGUCGUGCAUCGAGCGGACCAGCACUGACUCCAGGCGGAGGCGCCGGUCGCUGGGGAGACUACCGCAAGUGUGAUACACCUAAACGAACCAUUGACCACAUGCUGAAACAUAUCGCUGACACUCACACGGAUAUUGACUAUAUUUUAUGGACUGGAGAUUUACCACCGCACGAUGUAUGGAACCAAACCAAAGAAGAAAAUUUGAAAGUUCUCCAAGAAACUGUCGCACAAAUGUCGGAUAUGUUCCCCGGAGUACCCAUAUUUCCGGCCCUUGGAAACCAUGAGUCAUCUCCUGUGAACAGUUUCCCGCCACCUUACAUCGCUUCUUCGGAACUGAAUAUCGCGUGGCUGUAUGAUGAGCUGGACGCACAAUGGCGCCGCUGGCUGCCUGCCGGAGUGUCCCACACUGUGCGCCGCGGUGCAUUCUACUCGGUACUCGUACGACCAGGCUUUCGUAUCAUAUCUCUUAAUAUGAACUACUGCAAUAACAAAAACUGGUGGCUGUUAAUGAACAGCACAGAUCCAGCAACGGAACUUCAGUGGUUGAUAUAUGAACUGCAAUCUGCAGAGUUCAGUGGCGAAAAGGUUCACAUUAUUGGGCACAUACCACCAGGCCAUUCCGACUGUUUGAAAGUAUGGAGCCGUAAUUACUAUGCCAUUGUGAAUCGAUACGAAUCAACGAUAACGGCACAAUUUUUCGGACAUACUCAUUUCGAUGAAUUUGAAGUUUUUUAUGAUCCGAAUGACCUUGGUAGAGCCACAAGUAUUGCAUACGUUGGGCCCUCUGUCACACCGUACUACGAUUUGAAUUUAGGUUAUCGAAUAUAUUAUGUAGAUGGUGACCAUGAAGCUACAACUCGGCAAGUGGUCGAUCACGAGACUUGGAUCAUGAACUUGAAGGAGGCUAAUCUAUUUGGAUACCCGAUCUGGUACAAGCUGUACUCAGCUCGCUCGGCAUACAUGAUGCCAGCGCUGAGACCACAGGACUGGGACAAGUUCAUUGACGAAAUGACUACCAAAGAAGAUGUUUUUAACUUAUAUUACAAGCAUUAUUGGAAGAACAGCCCUCGUCGCGGUACAUGCGAUGGUGAAUGUCGCAAGCGACUGGUAUGCGACGCACGAUCGGGUCGCUCGCACGACCGACGCGCUUUGUGCGGUCUGAUUGAAGCCCGCAUCGACGGUGCUGCCCCCACGCCACAGACUUGGCGAGCCUGGCUCUACAAUGGCCUGUCUGUCUCAGACGUUCCUUCUGUACAACAAGUAUAACUGGUGGUGGAGAUAGCCAUAAAUUUCCGGCGGAUCAAUAAGAAUGUCUAUGAUAAUGCAAAUACCUCAAGUGGCGUAUCAAAUACCAAAGUUCGUGAUGGGGCUCGGCUGAAAAUAUCUUUGAAAAGGAAUGUGCAAAGUUAGUAGUACCACCGGGCUUAGUCGAGACGAUAUUUUAUAUUUUUCUUAACGUUCGUCCAUCGCCUACAAUUUACCAUAAAGCGUUAUUUAUUCUUUAGAUUAUUAUCAAAUAAACGACGUGCCUUAAUCUGUUUUAAUAUACCUCCCCAUAGUGUUAAAUCAUUUUAAUGGUUUAAUAUCAGAAAACUUUAUUUAAGCGACCAAUUUCGGUGGAUAACUGCCGCAAAACUUUACGACUAAGUACUAUGUAUUUGUAAAUAUUAAUUUUAACUGUAUAAUAAAUAAGUUUCGAUAAAAA
Messenger RNA from Spodoptera exigua (beet armyworm), 2740 nucleotides. The record is from the annotation of a GenBank genome assembly. NCBI's taxonomy places the organism in Eukaryota, Metazoa, Arthropoda, Insecta, Lepidoptera, Noctuidae.